UUUUCUGAAAAUAUUCAACUGUCCAACAAUUCAAAUUAAGUCUCUAAGAUAUUCUUCUAAGCAUCUAGCUGAUGGUUUUCAAAUUGCAGCUAUUGAAAAAAAAAAGAUCAAAACACCCUUCACCAACAGGUCAGUGUGGCAGUAUGUUCACACUGCCGUACUAUUAGUACUAUCAAUUCUAUACUUUCAUCUCCUCAGAUAUCGUAUAAAAUUUUCACUUUAAGCCUGAUAUUGACGUUAAGCAUCUCCAAUCUCCAACUAUGUAAAUCGUUAACUUCACGCAUGAAGUAAUAAAUACAUGAUUAGUUGAAGUCAAAUUUAAGUAAAAAUUCAAUAAAUGGUACAACAGCCCUAUAGCAUAGUCACUUUUGUAAUCAAGAAAUAAUUGAGAAUUAUAUCUGAAAAAUCGGGAAAAUAUGCAAGAAUUAAAAAAAAAGAAAUUCACAGGCCACCCUUUUGGGAACAAGAAAUUUCUGAAAAAAAACGCAUGAAUUUCUCAUACAACUGAGCAAAAGUGACUCUCUCUAUGUUGGUCUCAUCGACCGUGCAGAAAACUGCUCGAAAAAAAAACUAUUGUUCAAUUUUGACCACUUCCUUCGUCCCAUUGUGCGCACCCGCUUGAAAGUACGAAUCACGGGCAGCCACUCGACACUUUGGCAGUCGCACGUUCAACCAUCGUAGCCACCGCAGGCCCGGCGCGCACUCACACUCGACUCGUCUCGUGCUGGCUAAUCAAUCGCGUUUUUUUUUAUUAAUCUCUCCCGAAAGCAGCGAGAAAAAGCGGUGCAAAUCACGGUGCUUGUAAACUCUCCGGUCAUCAGUACAACCCAUAACCGCAAGAAUCCAGAGCGGCGGAUUAGUUGAGUGCAAGAAGAAUGGACACUGGUUCCUGUGGAACGAAAUUUUAGUGCAUUUUCUUCUUUUUGGUGAUUUACCCACGACGCAAAUAAAACGACGCGUAGCAAGAAGACGUGAGUGAAUUCGAAGCAGCAUGGAUGUGUGAGUGAAGUCAGGAUCGAAAAAACAAUCGAGAGUAGGUAAAUGAACAUUGUGUGACGACGACGACUACGAGAGGGUGGUGUGGUGAGCGAAGGUCUUUUCUCGUUCGAAAACUGACCUGUGUCUGCGGGCGGAAGUCGACCAAUCAACCAGCCAGUUGGUGGGAGGGUGAAGCAAGAAGAGUGCAUUUUUCGUUCGGUCGUUCGGUGGUUGAUUGACAGAAGAAGAAAAAUAAGUGCGUGAGUUGUUGGUGCGGCACCACCAACAACAAACAACAACAGCCUAAACCCAAGCCUCAAGUCCGGAACCAAGUUUCUACGUGAGAUGGAUCCGGCAGUUGCUUGGUAUCAGGAAGAGCAAGAAGGACCAGCCAAGUAUCAGUGGAUGAAAAUCUGGGAAACCAUGUCCGAGUUGAAUCCUCCAUUGACCGUUCCGGCUGAGAACCAGAAGCCUCAACGAGCCGGAACGGAGAAACCGAACCGUGGCGGUGUAGGGGGAAUCGAAAACCGUCUCAUCGUUGCCGCAGGGGGUGGUGUCGGAGGUGGAGGUGGUGACGAUCACCACCAUCACCAUCAUCACCACCACCACACUAACGCGUUAAGUGAGAACAAUAACAACAAUAGCAACAACAACAAUAACAAUAAUAACAAUAACGUCGGUAAUGGCAAUGGCAACAAUGGGAAUAACACGCCUACCGGCGGUGGUGGCACUAUUCUAGUCAACAGCAACGAGAAGAACUACAAUCCGACCAGGAAGAAAGCCGGGAGUACGGUGGACAAUAAGGCCAGUACUUACUACAUGAACAAGCAACACUUGCGACUGAUAGGCGUGCACGGCGGGUGCCCGUGGCGUCCGCCCAACUACAAGUACGGAAGAGGAAUUAUCGGACUGCACGAGGAGAUUGAGCAAUUUUACGCCCACAUGGUACCGACACAGACGGAGCAUGCGCUAAGGGUACAGGUGGUCGCCCGGAUAGAGGCCAUCGUGUUGAAUCUCUGGCCAGCGGCCCGGGUGGAGAUGUUCGGAUCGUUCCGCACCGGGCUGUACCUACCUACAAGUGAUAUUGAUCUGGUCGUCAUUGGCCUCUGGGAGAAGCUCCCGCUGCGAACGCUGGAAAACGAACUGAUCAACCGUGGCAUUGCCGAACCGAUGUCGGUACGCGUCCUGGACAAGGCGUCCGUCCCGAUCGUGAAGCUGACGGACCGGGAAACCCAGGUCAAGGUGGACAUCUCCUUCAACAUGCAGUCCGGCGUGCAGUCGGCUGAGUUGAUCAAGGAUUUCAAACGCAAGUACCCGGUGCUGGCCAAGCUGGUUCUGGUGCUGAAGCAGUUUCUGCUGCAGCGGGACCUGAACGAGGUGUUCACCGGUGGCAUUUCGUCCUACUCGCUGAUACUGAUGUGUAUCAGCUUCCUGCAGCUGCACCCGCGGGCCAACCAGAACCAGACGACCAAUCUGGGGGUGCUGCUGCUGGAGUUUCUCGAACUGUACGGUAGAAAGUUCAACUACAUGAAGACUGGAAUUAGUGUUAAAAAUGGCGGCCGAUAUAUACCCAAAGAAGAACUGCAACGUGAGAUGAUCGACGGUCACAGGCCCAGCUUACUGUGUAUUGAAGAUCCCCUAACGCCGGGAAACGACAUCGGGCGGUCAUCUUAUGGUGCCCUCCAAGUGAAGCAGGCCUUCGAGUACGCGUACAUCGUGUUGAUGCAGGCCGUCUCACCGCUGAACAAAUUCCUCAACGACUGCAACCGGCAGAGCAUCCUCGGUCGGAUAAUACGCGUCACCGACGAGGUGAUCGAAUACCGCAAAUGGAUCAAGGAAACGUUCGAAUCAAGACUGAUAGCGGCGCAAACGAUAGUGCCGACGAUACUGAACGACCCGCUGAACCCGCAUAUUCCACUACACCUCCAGCAGCAAGUCCAGCUCCAGCAGAUCAUCUACAAUAACAAUAACAACAACAGGCGGAGAAACAGCUUAUCGAGUGUGGACACCUCCGAGGAAAGCAUGGACAGCGACGUGGACUCGAAUUCCGCCUCGCGAGACAUUUCCCCAACGAGCAUAAACCGAUCUCCGGAGUUGGUGCACGAUCAUCAUACGAUGCACCAUCCGAAUGGGACCACCGGAGGCGGCGGCGGCGGUGGUCCCGUAGUGGUUCUAACCUCUCAAAUUCCAACCCACGGGCACGAAACCGUGCUAAUAGAGGAUAAUAAUGUGAUCAACCUGACCUUGGUCGCCCAACAGCAGCAGCAGCAACAACAACAGCAGCAGCAGAUGCUCGAUGGGAUCAACGAAAACCAGAUGAUCAACUAUAGCAUGAACAACCGACGCAGCGCAUCGUCGCCGCAUCAGAUCGUGGGUGGUGGCGGCAAGAACGCCCCACUCAACAUCUACACUCCUCGGAGUAGCUCAGAACGGAUGGCCGCCCUCGGGGGAAACGUUGGAGGCCGCCAUGGCACGGCGGGUAACAAUAACAACAACCAACAGCAGCAGCAGCAGCAGCAGUCGACCGGUUUGGUCCGGCACAAUAGCAAACAGCGUCGGUCAACGAUCAACAUGCUCGAGCAGUACUUGAUCAAUCCGAAUAACAACAACGCCAACAACAUAAUCAACCUGACUGGUAAGGAUGAGAAUCUGCACCAGAGCAAUAACAACGUUGUGGUGGUAGGCAGCAACGGUGGAAAGGACCAGAAGAACCAGCAGCAACAGCAACUGCAGCUACAGCAGCAGCAGCAGCAGCAGCAAGGUCAGCAGUUGUACAGCUUGAGCAAAAAGUCGUCGUCGGGGCAGAAUGUGAACGCGACGACGUCCUCUUCCAAGCGCAAAAAGACCAUCUCGCCGACGGACAAGAAGGGCGGUCCGAUCGGAGGUGGCUCGGGGAGCGGCGGCAGCAACAGCGGAAGCGGCAUGGAAAGCCGAUGAUAUCACACGAGACAUCAGCACUGUGCACGGUACGUGCAUUACUGCUUCUAGAGAACGUGUGAAUCGUGUCUACAUCUAGGCGCCAGCCGAUACUACUAUAAUUUUUCUUUUAAAGAGGCACAGUAAUACUAGGAAUAUACGCUAGUAGGGACGUGUGAGCUGCAAGAGAAAUUUUGACCGGAAAAGUAUAGUGAUUCAACUAUAGUUGUAAAAUUGCAUAUAUAGUUACAUUAUAGUAGGUGUGUAGAGAAUAGAGAGAGAGAGCCGCUACUACAGGAAGUAUUCGUUCUCUUGCGAAACCUCUCUGAACGUCAUGAUUUGAAUCGUGAUCAUCUCCGUUUAUAAAUACUACCUUAUAUUCUUUUUGUCUCUAUGUGUACAGCUGCCAUUUGUGAAGCGAUAACGCGUUUUUUCAUCGAUUAUCAAUACUACUACCCGGGAUCUUAUUAUUGUUGGCAAACUCUCAUAUCUCUCCAUAAUUUCCGUGCGUGUAGUCACUGCCCAAAAGUAAGGACGAAAAGAAUGCUAAAAAAAAGGAACUUAGUCAGACAUUAGAAGAAGAAGAAGAAGAAGAAAAAUCAUACCAGUUAAGGCUAAUAGUAAGAGUUAAAACCUCUAUUUAAGCUCAGAUACACACGCGUGAUAGAACGUGAUUAUCGUUUAGGGAUUACUCAUUUGAGAUAAGUAAGGAAAGUCACCCACAACCAGACAGACACAAACACACACACCCAUACUUACAUACAUACACAUUCAAAGUCAUAAUUAGCGAAGCAAAGCAAAACAAAAAAAAAACAAAUAUUUAGGGACGACAAAUCCAACCCAGAUCCAAUUACCUUACUCGAAAACGAAACAAAACAAAACAACUGUAGAUUCUCUGAAACAUUCUAUUUGGAAUCGUCCUCUCUCCCUUGCCCGCACGGACAGGAGCACGUGUGGGACGAGGGUCGAUUUUUAAUAUCCUUGGGGUUUUAAACCGUGAGUUGUGUAGAAACGCAACCAAAACAAACAGCAAGCGAUAUGUACUCUUUCAAUACCUUGAGCAGAUCAAUGUGAAACAAUAGGUAUAGCCCUUCUCUGAUGGUCCGUCGUGUUCGUUGUAGUGCCGAAGUGAUGAGUACUAUUAUCAUUAUCAUGUAUGUAUUUGAUAGGGCAUCUGAUAGAGAUAGAGAGAGAG
Ochlerotatus camptorhynchus is the source of this 5089-nucleotide messenger RNA. RefSeq names its product non-canonical poly(A) RNA polymerase protein Trf4-1-like. NCBI's taxonomy places the organism in Eukaryota, Metazoa, Arthropoda, Insecta, Diptera, Culicidae. Bases 1324 to 3915 code for a protein of 863 amino acids. Gene Ontology annotation, biological process: RNA 3'-end processing. Gene Ontology annotation, molecular function: mRNA binding; poly(A) RNA polymerase activity. The record is from RefSeq and is a predicted model, not a curated record. The transcript has 6 exons. Gene Ontology annotation, cellular component: TRAMP complex; nucleolus.